CUCCCUAUUGCCCUUCACUGCUGAGGCUCACCAUCAUUUGUCAUUCAACACUGAGCUACAGCUGUUUUUCUUACUCCCAACCUAAUAGUUGGGAUUAAGAAAGGAGGCCAAGCAUAGUUACAUGCUUGGCCCCUUUGGACCUAAGUUUUUGACCUCUUAGCUAGUCUGAGCCCGUCAUUUAACAGAACAAACAAGCGCCAAGAAGGGACAUGACCUGGUGACAAUUGCUAGUGAAUCAGUGGAAGAACCAGGACCAGAUCCCAGUGCCCCACCUUCUGAGGACAUCCAUGACCUGAUUCUUUAAUGCAUGUCCUUGUAGCAGCGCCUGGAAAGUCUUUCCCCCUGAGGCCCUCAAAGGGAAACAGAGGUCUCAGAAUCCAUGAGGACUCCCUCCCCUUAGGCCAACCAGUGGCCUUGGGACCCCAGAUUAAAGAGGAGAAGAAGGGCCUGCCUGCUUGUGCGUGUGUGGCAGAGGUGGGUUUGGAUCAUGGGGUCUGGACAUGAAUGCCCAAGUGGCAGGAAGUGCUUCAAAUCAGAGCUCCUUUGGAGGCACAGAAUACCGGGUCCCUGGAAGGGGAACAGACGUGUUGUGGGAACAGGGCAGCCAGGGAGGGGAACAAAGGUUAAUGCUGGGGGUGACCAGAUCCUUCCGCCAGAGCUGACCACUUCUGCCUUUGGAAAAUGUUUCACAACGCCCCGUGUGUGUGCUGCAUGUGUGAAUGUGCGGACGGGAGGCGAGCGGUGAUGUAAGAGGCGGGAGCCCAGCCGGGAUGGGUAAGAGGGUGUGGGCUCGCACACUCACUCGCACCAGCACCCAGAGAGGGGUGCAGGGUGAACAGCUGCCCAGCACGUCGCUUACACCCGGCGAGUACCUGAAGCCUGCGUCCUCAUGGCAGGUGACAGGGACCCCCAAAGGCUGAGCAGGCCCAGCUACGGCUCCCUCUCCAGCCCACCUGGCCCAGGGCCACAGCAAGCACCUCCCAGAGAGACCUACCUGAGUGAGAAGAUCCGCAUCCCGGACACGAAAUCGGGCACGUUCAGCCUGCGGAAGCUGUGGGCCUUCACGGGGCCUGGCUUCCUCAUGAGCAUCGCUUUCCUGGACCCGGGAAACAUCGAGUCAGAUCUCCAGGCUGGAGCUGCGGCUGGAUUCAAACUGCUUUGGGUGCUGCUCUGGGCCACGGUGCUGGGCCUGCUCUGCCAGCGACUGGCUGCCCGCCUAGGCGUGGUGACAGGCAAGGAUUUGGGCGAGAUCUGCCAUCUCUACUACCCGAAGGUGCCCCGCACCCUCCUUUGGCUGACCAUUGAGCUAGCCAUCGUGGGCUCGGACAUGCAGGAGGUCAUCGGCACAGCUAUCGCGUUCAAUUUGCUCUCAGCUGGACGAAUCCCACUCUGGGGCGGCGUCCUCAUCACCAUAGUGGACACCUUCUUCUUCCUCUUCCUUGAUAACUACGGUUUGCGGAAGCUGGAAGCUUUUUUCGGAUUCCUUAUCACCAUUAUGGCCUUGACCUUCGGCUAUGAGUAUGUGGUGGCACGUCCCGCGCAGGGAGCGCUUCUUCGGGGCCUGUUCCUGCCCUCGUGCCCCGGCUGCGGCCAGCCUGAGCUGCUGCAGGCCGUGGGCAUCGUGGGCGCCAUCAUCAUGCCCCACAACAUUUAUCUGCACUCGGCCCUGGUCAAGUCUCGAGAGAUAGACCGGACCCGCCGAGUGGAUAUCCGAGAAGCCAACAUGUACUUCCUGAUUGAGGCCACCAUCGCCCUGUCUGUCUCCUUCAUCAUCAACCUCUUUGUCAUGGCUGUCUUUGGACAGGCCUUCUACCAGCAAACCAACCAGGCUGCGUUCAACGUCUGUGCCAACAGCAGCCUCCACGACUACGCCAAGAUCUUCCCCAUGAACAACCAGACGGUGGCCGUGGACAUUUACCAAGGAGGCGUGAUCCUGGGCUGCCUUUUCGGCCCCGCAGCCCUCUACAUCUGGGCCAUAGGUCUCCUGGCGGCCGGGCAGAGCUCCACCAUGACAGGCACCUACGCGGGACAGUUCGUGAUGGAGGGCUUCCUGAGGCUGCGGUGGUCACGCUUUGCCCGAGUCCUUCUCACCCGCUCCUGUGCCAUCCUGCCCACCGUGUUGGUGGCUGUCUUCCGGGACCUGAAGGACCUGUCAGGCCUCAACGACCUGCUCAACGUGCUACAGAGCCUGCUGCUCCCGUUCGCUGUGCUGCCCAUCCUUACAUUCACCAGCUUGCCCGCCCUCAUGCAGGAGUUCGCCAAUGGCCUGCUGAGCAAAGCCAUCACCUCCUCCAUCAUGGCACUGGUCUGCGCCAUCAACCUCUACUUCGUGGUCAGCUUCCUGCCCGGCCUCCCCCACCCCGCCUACUUCGGCCUUGUGGCCCUGGUGGCUGCAGCCUACCUGGGCCUCACUAUCUACCUGAUCUGGACCUGUUGCAUUGCCCAUGGAGCCACCUUUCUGGCCCACAGCUCCCACCAACACUUCCUGUAUGGGCUCCCCGACGAGGAGAAGGAGGGGGAGACCUCUGGAUGAACCCCCACCCAGGGCCUGGCUGGAAGGCGGAACGGGUGGGGCAGCUGACCUGCUGGGCAGGACAGGGCUUGAAGGCAGCAGCACAGAGUGGGAGAGUUUUGGAGGCAGGCCCACGUGGGGCCCUUGGGGACCUACUGUUUCCUAGCUCAGACAAGAGAUUAACCUCUGGGUCUGUGUCCUCAUCUGUAGAAUGGGACAACACCAACCUUGCGAUGGACGCUAAGCACUUUAACACAGUGCCUGGCACUUGGGACCUAAAAAAAAAAAAAGCAUUCAAAAAAUAUUUAUUGAGCACCUAUAGGAGUGACCUGACAAGACCAACGGUGGGGCUGGGGUGAGGCCGGAUGAAGGCUCCAAACUGGCACAUAAAAUAGAGUCUAAUAAAUGCCAAAUAAAUACUU
This is a messenger RNA of Microcebus murinus (gray mouse lemur), 2934 nucleotides long. It is a transcript of the gene SLC11A1, whose product is annotated as solute carrier family 11 member 1. Gene Ontology annotation, biological process: manganese ion transport; iron ion transmembrane transport. The record is from RefSeq and is a predicted model, not a curated record. NCBI's taxonomy places the organism in Eukaryota, Metazoa, Chordata, Mammalia, Primates, Cheirogaleidae. Gene Ontology annotation, cellular component: plasma membrane; lysosomal membrane; phagocytic vesicle membrane. Gene Ontology annotation, molecular function: iron ion transmembrane transporter activity; manganese ion transmembrane transporter activity; metal cation:proton antiporter activity.